Molecule: messenger RNA, 1005 nt
Organism: Exophiala xenobiotica
Lineage: Eukaryota; Fungi; Ascomycota; Eurotiomycetes; Chaetothyriales; Herpotrichiellaceae
Exons: 3
Coding region: 1-1005 (334 amino acids)
Source: RefSeq, a predicted model, not a curated record
AUGUUGUUUCAAUCACUUCUGCUCCUCACAUCUGCUGGGGCUGCACUUGCCCUACGCCCAAGCAACAUCAGCAUUUGUGACUAUUAUACCCCCAUGGUUACUGGGAAGGACAACUCAGCAGAUAGCCAGUAUGAGCUUAUGCUGAAGGUCACACACACGUUUAUUCUUGGCAACUACACGACGCCUAAUGUUGGGGUCGCAGUUCAAGGCAUUGCUGGAGUCUUCCCGUACAAGGGCCAUGAUGUCAAUUUGCUCCCAUACUUCGUUGGUGGUUAUGCAUCAACGAAUACUGGGGGUUCCGAGGGCAAAGCGGUGAACUUUCUCGACGACGGCGGUGCUGGUGCGUUGUUGGCCAACAUACCCUCAAAUGGCACCCAGUCCAACCAAUACAAGCUUCUUACCCAUGUGUACCAAUACUUCGGCGAAUUUUUUGGCUGUAGCCUACAGGGAGUCGAUGCUUUCCCAAAAUACCAAGGCGAGGCCAGCAUGUAUGAAGUUCACAAAUUUAUGGACCCAGAUGUCUUCGAAACUGGCUGGUUCAAUUUGCAGAUUGUCCUGGCAGUCCAGUCAUUAGGGUUCGAGGACCCUGAUGUCACUUUUACCCGGGAAGGUCUCGACAAGACCUUCACCGCACGAUGCAUACCUCCUGCUGCCGUCAUUCCAGCCUCUGCUGGUCCACAAUUGCAGUCAAUCUGUAUCGCUCCAGAUUGUUCACUUGACCCCCAAGCCAACUGCUCAGCAUAUCCGAAUGAUGGAUAUGGUGCACAACCUGCCGUUGUAAACGACACAAUCGUCGGCCCAGCAGUGAAGGUGAAUGGAACCGCAGCUCCAGCCACGUCUUUAGACAGUUCUCCAUCCAUGAGUUCCUCGUCAACUGCAACUGGAUCUGCCACCGUUGCUUCUACCACUGGUGGUGCUGGGCACACUUACAUGGGAUGGACAACCUUGAAGACCAUCGGUUUCGUUUCGCUUGUAGGAGCCGGAAUGUCUGUAUUUCCUUUCUGA